AUGGCUCUUCAAAAAUCAUUGCUGCAGUAUGUCUGCAGUCUUCUGCUGCUUGUCAGCGCCGCCAGCGCUCUCAAGUUCGACCUGAUCGCACAAGCCGAGAGCCACAAAAAGGAGCGCUGUGUACGCAACUUUGUCGGAAAGGACACACUCGUGGUGGUGACAGCGACCGUCGAUGGUAACAAGGGAGAUGGCAUGGUGGUGAACCUAUACAUUCGCGAUGCCGUUGGCAAUGAGUACGGUCGCCCCAGGGAUGUUGUCGGAGAGUCAAGGACCGUCUUUACCUCUCACGCCGACGCUGCCUUUGAUGUCUGCUUCGAGAACAUUGUUACUGGCUCACACCGAGUCAACAACCCUACCCGCCACAUCGAGCUCGACAUUGACAUUGGCGCCGACGCCAAGGAUUGGUCUGCCAUCCAGGCGACUGAGAAGCUCAAGCCCGUCGAAGCCGAGCUCCGCCGUAUCGAGGAGAUCACCAGCGAGCUCGUGACCGAGAUGGAGUACCUCCGCUCCCGAGAACAGAAGCUCCGAGACACCAACGAGAGCACCAACAACCGUGUCAAGUGGUUUGGUAUCGCUACAACCUGGCUCCUUAUUGGUCUCUGGGGCUGGCAGAUCAUGUACCUCCGUGCCUACUUCCGAUCCAAGCAUCUUAUCUAA
Fusarium sp. VM40 is the source of this 657-nucleotide messenger RNA. NCBI's taxonomy places the organism in Eukaryota, Fungi, Ascomycota, Sordariomycetes, Hypocreales, Nectriaceae. The record is from the annotation of a GenBank genome assembly.